Molecule: messenger RNA, 1159 nt
Organism: Drosophila ficusphila
Lineage: Eukaryota; Metazoa; Arthropoda; Insecta; Diptera; Drosophilidae
Product: adenylate kinase isoenzyme 1-like
Exons: 4
Coding region: 112-672 (186 amino acids)
Biological process (GO): nucleoside triphosphate biosynthetic process
Cellular component (GO): cytoplasm; cytosol
Molecular function (GO): AMP kinase activity; ATP binding
Source: RefSeq, a predicted model, not a curated record
GAAGAAAGUAGCUUUUGACUUGUUUGUUUAGGACGUGUAUUGACUUUUAUGAUUAGGACGUGUUUUGACAUGAAUGUUUAGGACGUGUUUUGAUUAAAAUCCAGCGUAACUAUGAAUGCUCCAAUUAUUUGGAUGAUGGGCGGUCCGGGAAGCGGCAAAGGAACUCAGACCCAGAAAAUAGCGCAAAAGUACGGAUACACUCAUAUUGACCCCGUCGAAUUGGUGGAUUAUGAGAUGUCAGCAAAGACCAAAAUUGGAGAAAAAUUCACAAAUAUGCAAACUGCCGGAAACACAGUUCCCCUAUUAGAAAUUAUACCUUUGAUCAAACAUCAAAUGAUAACCCACCGAAAUAAUAAGGGUUCUGUAAUUGAUGGAUACCCUGCUGAUUUGGAGGAGGCUAAUAUACUAGAGGACAAGCUCGGUCCGCCCAGCAAAAUCAUUGCGUUGGAAUUGAGAGAGGAAGUCGGCAAUCGACGCAGUUCCCAAUCUUCCACGGCCUCACGUCCCAGUUAUUCAGAGUAUGUAAGUGCCUCGAGGCCGGUAAUACAAAGAUAUGCAGACAUUACUCUGAUUGUUAAUGGAGACCAAGAACCUGAAAGAGUGUUUGAUGAAAUUCAGGCUAACAUGGACCGCUUUGUUCGUCAUAGGUCAAAAUUGUCAGUCACUCGGUAGAUGAAUACUUAUGAUGGGUGUUACAUAAAAACUGAAUUUGAACUUUGAAAAAAAAAAAAACUGCUCCUAUCGGGAAAGUAAAAAUAAGUUCAAUUUUUAGAAACCUCCCCAGCAACAUAAGCUAAUUCUGGAUAUCUGCAAAAAUUAAAAGUUAAAAAUCGGCAUAAAAUGAUGGAAAUUGCAGAAAGUUUCUUUCCCAAAAGAAGGUACAUCGAUUUAUAACAAAAUGAACACCCUCAGAAAUAAUACUCAAAAAAUCAAACCGGACAAAAACAAUUGCUAAUUGGAUUGAAUUAAAUCGGUAUAGUUAAGGCGCUACCGAUCUUCAUCAUGGAAACAUGAACCACAGCGAUUAUAAUAUUCAAAAUUCGAUUUGAAAAAGUUCGGGUUAUUGGUGGAACGACCAAUGGGGUGAACAAUGUUAACAAUUCGAAGGCAUUAACGAGAUCGACAAAAUAAAGGAGCAAUCAAUUCUAUGGACAGUGGC